AUGGUUAGAAACAUUAUUUCAUUGGCGUUGGUAGUGAUUGUAGUGUUGACACUUCUGAUAUCAAAACAAUGUGUGAAUGCACAAACAAACUGUCAAGAUGUAAACACAAAGUUAAUCAAUUGCGAGCCGUUCAUGCUUGGGUACUUGUCCAAGCCUGCCCCACAAUGUUGUGCUAGUGCACAUGAUUUGGUUCUAGCAGCCUAUGCCUCCAGAGAUACUCUUAGAGCUACUUGUUGGUGCCUUAAGACAGCGUUCCAGUCGUUCCAGGUUGACUUUUCCUAUGCAGAACAAAUCACGAAGUUUUGCAAUCUCAAAGCCAAUGUUCCCCUCUAUCCAUCAGUCAACUGUGACACGCUUUAG
Messenger RNA from Lactuca virosa, 360 nucleotides. The record is from the annotation of a GenBank genome assembly. Lineage: Eukaryota; Viridiplantae; Streptophyta; Magnoliopsida; Asterales; Asteraceae.